Fomitiporia mediterranea MF3/22 is the source of this 4762-nucleotide messenger RNA. RefSeq lists its product as uncharacterized. NCBI's taxonomy places the organism in Eukaryota, Fungi, Basidiomycota, Agaricomycetes, Hymenochaetales, Hymenochaetaceae. The record is from RefSeq and is a predicted model, not a curated record. The transcript is spliced from 9 exons. The coding region runs from base 6 to 4496 and encodes 1496 amino acids. Gene Ontology annotation, molecular function: protein binding.
AGAGAAUGUCUUUCUUCAGCAGGAAGAAGGCCACAAACCAUGCGCCCUCAAACUCGACUCAGGUCACUGUAGGCGUGUCCGCCAGUCAGGCUCUCGCUCAGACCAAGGAGGCCGCCGAACGGCAAGCCCUCGCUCAGCAGCAGCAACAAGCCGCUCAGGCACAGCAGCAGGCACAGGCGCAAGCGCAGGCUCAGCAACAACAACUGGCAAGGGAAAGGGAAUUGGCUGCGACGCAAGCACAGAAAGAGCGAACAGAUGCAAAUGGGUCGGCAGCACCGCCCAACAGCUUGUCGCCCGCCAACGGGCCCCAAAAGCAGCCAGCGUACCCAUGGUCAACGCGACGCUUACAGUUCCCGCCUCCCGCCAUCCUCCCUAAACCGGGCGUCGCACCGCCUACUACUCCUUCGCCCUCACCAUUUCCUCGAUACGGCCACUCAUUACCUGCAGUGGCGACACAAGCGGGAGAGCUGUUACUUUUUGGCGGUCUUGUCAAGGAUACUGUUCGCAAUGAUCUAUAUUCUUUCAACACUCGGGAGCUGUCUGCGACCCUCCUUCAAACGGCCGGGGAGGUGCCUUCACCACGUGUUGGUCAUGCCAGCGCGCUCGUCAGCAGUGUCCUCAUCGUCUGGGGUGGUGACACCAAAUCCGACGGCCGACCAUACGUCUCUGACACGCAAGAUGAUGGCUUAUAUUUGCUCAAUCUUGUCACUCGUGAAUGGACCCGUGUUGCUAUUACUGGACCUGCUCCAGCCGGCCGAUACGGGCAUGCCGUUGCGAUGGUUGGUACUCGUUUCUACGUCUUUGGUGGCCAGGUGGAUGGAGAAUUCCUGAAUGACCUAUGGGCGUUCGAUCUCAACACUUUGAGAACCAAAGCUGCCUGGGAGCUGAUUAAGCCUUCAAGCAACGAAGGUCCCGCCAAGCGCACGGGUCACACCUGUAUCACCUAUGGAGACCGGAUUAUUAUGUUCGGCGGUACUGACUCGCAAUAUCAUUAUAAUGAUACAUGGGCAUUCGACACCAACACCCGUGAAUGGUCAGAACUCAAUUGCAUUGGUUUCAUCCCAUCACCGCGGGAAGGCCACGCUGCUGCGCUUGUUAACGACGUGAUCUACAUCUUCGGUGGUAGAGGCGUCGAUGGUAACGACCUCGGUGACCUUGCUGCAUUCAAAAUCUCCAAUCAACGAUGGUAUAUGUUUCAAAAUAUGGGUCCUGCGCCGAGCGUCCGCAGUGGGCACCGAAUGGCGGCUGUCGGAACGCGCGUCUUCGUUCUUGGUGGCGAAUCUUCAUCAACUGGCCCCGCUGAUGACCCGACAAUCAUACAUGUUCUGGAUACGAAACACAUCAAGUACCCGGAGCCGAGUAAGCCGCCUCCACCUGAUGCGCAGAACACGACUGCACCACGUCGGCCGUCGGUCACUUCCGGACAGUCCCCCCAACCUUCGCCGCCAACUCAGCACACCAUGCCGAAUGGCGCUGCCCAGCGAGCCAUGUCUCCGACGGCACGACCGGCAGCAGAUGCAGAAGAUCUUCGCCGGGCUAUUUCUCCCCCAGGUACACGUCCAAAUGGAGGUCAAAAGUUAAUGAACGGUAUAGCUCUCGGAGCAGCUUAUCCGAAUGCUUCCAACUCUAAAGGCAAAGCACCUACGCGCUCGCGGCGGGACGGCGACGAUCAGUACGCCGGCUCUGAUGAGGGCGGGGACAGCGCGGCAGAGAAUUCUGCGCGUGAGCGCGCCAUGUCCCCCGACGCCAGCAGGUCCAAGAGCCCUUCUUCGCAAGAACCCGUAAGUAUGUUAGCGCGCUCUAUGUCACCACAGCAGAUGCAGAUGCAAGGUGAAGCCUAUCUGCCUAAUGCAAAUGGCCAGCCGCAAUCGCCUGCGAACAUGGCUAGCAUUGCAAUGCAACGCAAUGCGCAGCGCACGCGGACUCCGUCGCCUAUUGUUGACCGCACAAGACCGCCUGACAGUUACUCGCAAACUGGACGAUCGUCUCCGACUGUGGUUAAUGGAUAUAGUCCUGGACACACGCGUCCUGGUUCAACGGGUAACGUUACAGCGGACCUGAUUCGCGACUUGAAGGUUAAGGAAGCAGAAGUGGAGACAUUGAAGAACCGCCAGGCUUGGAUGAAGGCUGCACUUCGGAAUGCCACCAAUGCUGGAUUUUCCCUUGCAGAAGGGGAAGUAGACCUGAAUGACGAACCCGACAGACGAAGUCCCGCAAGUGACGAACCGGAUGUCAAAGCUCUUGUAAAUAUGAUCGUGAGACUGAAGCAGGAAACUUCCCGAGUCCAGACUGAGCUGGCUUCACAAGUUCGCAAUGCUUCAGAGCGCUUCCAAGAAAUGGAGCGUACACAGAAUGCUGCGGUCAAGGAGGCAACGUUUUAUCGCGCCAAGCUCGCGGCACUCGAAAACAGCAAUCCAGACGAGGCAUCUCGAGUGGACCGACAGCGCAUUACUGAACUUGAGCGUCAGGUUUCGGCACUUGCACGGGAACGCACGGAGCAGACGAAACAAGUCGCAGAGUUAAGUAGCAUGGUGACUGUUCAGACUCACAUUGCGGAACAUGCAGAAGCUCGAGCUGCCGAGGCAGUUCGACGUUCGGAUGCACUUCAGGAAAUGCAUGAUCGUGCCAUGCAGCAGCAUGCAGAGUUGCAGGAUCGUAAUAAUGAGUUGGAGGGUGCAAUGCAAGAACAUAGUAGUCGCCUGCUGGAGCAUGUAGCGAAGGCUGCUACAUUGGAAGCGGAACGUGUCUCUCUUGACUCACGAAUGGAAGAGCUCACGGCAUCGAAGGAGCAACAUAUUCGUGCACUUGAACAGGCACGCGCUGCGCUGACAGCAUCUUCCUCGAGGACUGAAGAGCUUGAGGCUCAGUGGAGGCAAUCUCGUGAUAAAGUCAUCCAACUCGAGAUUGAUCUGGCGGAAGUCAGGAAUGAUCUCGAGACACGGAAUUCUGAGGUAGAAUCACUGUCUCAACGCCUUAUGGAUGCAGAGAACUCGUGGGCCAAGUCCCGUGAAGAGGCCGAUCAACUGCGAGCUCUGACGACUGGUGGUCUUGGUGAACUCCUUGAUAUGCAUCGUGACCUCAAGUCCGAUGAGGACCGUGUUACACGUGGGCACGAGGAGAAGAUACACGCGAUGGAGAUGGAGGCCGUCUCACUACGCAACAUGGUCAAAGAAGCUGGACAACGUGUCGAAUCGUCGCAACAGGAACUUGUCCAAGUGCGGAACCAUGCAAAAGAUGCGGGGAAAGAGAGUCAUUCAUUACGGACCCAGCUAAAUGGUAUUCGCGUUCAGCUGCAGAGCGUUGUUGCUGAAACUGGCAGAUUGCGUAAUGAGCUGUCAGCUAAGGAGACUGAGUUGCAAGAAAAGACGCAAUUGGCUGCGGAUGCGGACUUGCGAUUGGCGAUGUUCAGGAACUACUUUGCCGAGCAUGGCGAGGUUAUCGAUGAGGACGAUCUGAAGGCGAAGAUUGGAGAGGCCCCUGCUCGUGUAGUCGAGCUUGAAAAUAAAUUAGCAGCACGCAUGCGUUUGCAGGAUGGAAUGGAAAGAGAUCUGGAUGUUGCAAUUCGCCGAAGAGACGAGUUGGAAAUGCAAGUGAAGAAGCUCGCAAAUCAACUAGAGCAUAUGCGUGCUACUCAAAGCCCGGGUGCUAAUAAGAGUGACGAACAAUGGGAGACUCGUGCCUUGGAGGCAGAGCAGAAGCUCGUUGAAACGGAACAAUCAUUCAAGACGAAGUUACAACAGAUGGAGGACGACUACCAGCUGGCUGUUAAGUACGUGAAGGGUACCGAGAAGAUGAUGCGUCGCAUGAAAGAUGAAGUGAACAAACAAAAGUCACUUAAUGCUUCUUUGGUAUCUGAACUUGAAGCUCGUGGCGGCUCCAGUUCGGAAGUGCUCGCGCGCGUCCGAGGCGUCAAUGGGCGGAAUACUCCGCUCUCCGACGACGGAUACGAUAGUCUCCGAGUUCAACUCGGUGAUGCCCAACGACAAAACCAGCGCCUCACGUCCGAGAAUAAGGACUUGCGAAGGCGGAUGGAAUCUUUGGAACAAGAGAUUGAAAAUCUACGGACUAAUCUCGUCGCCUCGCAGAGAGAAGCAGACGAGCGACUUAGCCACGUCGAAGACCUUGAACAGGACAUCGAGCGUCUCGAAUCUGCUUUGGCCGUUGCCCGUGGUGGUCAUGAUGAGUCGGCUUUGGAACGACUGGCUCUCGAAAAUGCUACGCUCAAGCGCGAAAACGAGCAACUUUCACAGAAGAUUGACCUGCUUUUAGAAGAUGACCAAUCUGCAUUUGGUGGUCGUGAACGACCGAUAUCAGAAAUCUCAGAACGACGGGCGAGUAACUCAAGUGCAGAGAACGAUCUGGCGUUCCAACAUUUGUCGAAUGAGCUUGACGACUGGCAGAGACAGCUUGCGAGUUCCAUGAGUGCUCGACGUCCCUUGAGCGAUCUGGAGGACCGUGUCGUUGGUGGCCACGAACGGACAAGAUCACGCUCAUAAUGAAAUUCCGUAAUUAUUUAUGCCACCGGUACCUUUUUUAUCGCUUUCUCUUCUCCUUUCUCUUCCUAUUUUUUCUUACCGCGGCUGAUACCCUCCUCAUCCAUUCUAUGUCCAUAUUAUAUUUCGUUCCCUUAUAUAUCUGAUGCAUCUUGUCCUGUCUUUCGCUUUUUCGUUUUUUCCUACCCUUUCUUCCUGACGGAACCUUAUGCUUUUAUGCCAAUUUCGUUCAACCUCCCUCCGGCUUUACACUAUCCUUAAUUUGCUUU